Molecule: messenger RNA, 615 nt
Organism: Dufourea novaeangliae
Lineage: Eukaryota; Metazoa; Arthropoda; Insecta; Hymenoptera; Halictidae
Gene: eIF1A
Product: eukaryotic translation initiation factor 1A, X-chromosomal
Exons: 6
Coding region: 123-566 (147 amino acids)
Biological process (GO): translational initiation
Cellular component (GO): cytoplasm
Molecular function (GO): RNA binding; translation initiation factor activity
Source: RefSeq, a predicted model, not a curated record
AUGUCUUUUCUAUGAGGCAUAGAGUGAUGCGAAACUCGUUUUUAGAUCACUGAAUUUGUCACUGUUUUUCAUUGUCUGAAUUUUCGUGUAUUUGCUGUUCGAGAGUAAUUUAACAAGUCAAUAUGCCGAAGAAUAAGGGAAAGGGAGGUAAAAACAGAAGAAGGGGUAAGAAUGAAAACGAAACAGAGAAAAGAGAGUUGGUGUUCAAAGAAGAUGGACAAGAAUAUGCACAAGUUACAAAGAUGCUUGGUAAUGGAAGGUUAGAAGCAAUGUGUUUUGAUGGUGUCAAACGUUUAUGCCACAUUCGAGGAAAGUUAAGAAAAAAAGUAUGGAUUAAUCAAGGUGACAUUAUAUUAAUUGGUUUACGAGAUUAUCAGAAUGCAAAAGCAGAUGUUAUAUUGAAAUAUACAGCAGAUGAAGCUCGUAAUUUGAAAACAUAUGGUGAAUUCCCAGAAACUGUACGUAUCAAUGAUACUGUCACCUUCGUUGAAGAUGGUUUCGAUGAAGAUAUCGAGUUUGGUGAUGAAAUUAGUGAUGAUGAUGAAGACGAUGUUGACAAUAUCUGAUGACUUUCAGUACAAUAAUAAUUAAAAGACAGCUGAGUGUAAUUUUAAG